This is a messenger RNA of Xyrauchen texanus (razorback sucker), 1857 nucleotides long. It is a transcript of the gene atxn7l3b, whose product is annotated as ataxin 7 like 3b. Gene Ontology annotation, molecular function: transcription coactivator activity. Lineage: Eukaryota; Metazoa; Chordata; Actinopteri; Cypriniformes; Catostomidae. Bases 332 to 934 code for a protein of 200 amino acids. The record is from RefSeq and is a predicted model, not a curated record. The transcript has 8 exons. Gene Ontology annotation, biological process: positive regulation of DNA-templated transcription; regulation of transcription by RNA polymerase II. Gene Ontology annotation, cellular component: DUBm complex; SAGA complex.
AUGGCAGUCUGCAGACGGGCAUAACAGACCCAGCCGUGAAAGUGGAACUUAUUUGUUGUAUGUGAGGAAAUACCGCAACGCAAAUGUCUGUUUGAACGUUGUAUGUAUGUUACCUUUUAUUCGCAGGCCAUUAGUGCGACAAAUAACCGCUCAAUUCCUAUGAAGUUUUUUUAAUCCAUUGAUUUGAUCAGAUGAGCAGGCACAGUCAGUGCAGUGAACAGACAGAAAAGACAAACAACCUCCAUUCCACAGCUGUCUCUCCUCAGCCGAUGACUGUUGCACAAGUACUACAGCAUGUAGACAGCAGUGCAUUGUCCCGGACCUUUUGCAAAUGAAAAUGGAGGACGUGUCUCUGUCCAGUAUGGACAGCAGUAAGAUGGAGGGCUUUGCUCAAGAGAUCCUGUCUGACCUGGUGGAGGAUGCCUGUUUGGGUCUUUGUUUUGAGGUUCACAGGGCUGUCAAACAGGGAUAUUUUUUCCUAGAUGAUACAGACCAAGAUAGUAUGAAGGACUUUGAAAUUGUGGACCAGCCUGGAGUAGAUAUUUUUGGGCAAGUAUAUAACCAGUGGAAAAACAAAGAGUGUGUGUGUCCCAACUGCAGUCGGAGCAUUGCUGCAUCUCGCUUUGCUCCUCACCUGGAGAAAUGUCUCGGUAUGGGACGCAACAGCAGUCGCAUUGCCAACCGCAGAAUUGCCAGCGGCAACAACACAAACAAAUCAGAGAGUGAUCAAGAAGACAAUGAUGAUGUCAACGACAAUGACUGGUCUUAUGGGACGGAAAAGAAAGCCAAGAAGAGAAAGUCAGAUAAGAAUCCAAAUUCACCAAGAAGAUCCAAAUCAAUGAAACACAAAAAUGCUUUGCUGGGCUCAAAGCGUCGUGUGGACAACCAGGACAGCUCCUGUGUGUUGCUAAGAGACGAGACAUUUUCUCAGUAACACUUUUUGUUGCAGAAGUCACUCACUCCCCACAGUCCCCACAGUUGACCUUACGAUGGGAUUGUGUGAGCUAAGUUAUGCUGAUCAGUGGAGGAGGCAUGGACUAAUUCUUUUGUCGUUCAGUUUACAUGAGUAUUUUUCCCCCCAAUAUUUACCAUUUAUUUUUUUCUUCAGGAAUAUUUGCACAGUUGCUCAUGUCUUGCUCAUGUAGCUUUGAGCUGACACAAUGACAUGUAGGAUAGAGGAACAUGCGCAGUGCUCUCAGGGACAGUUGUAACUCAUCAUAUCGGCCACCAGAAUCAGCCGAGAGUCAUAGACCCUGGGCUAGUUGACUUUUCCCUUUACAUGGAUACAGGAUUUGUACCAAAUUAUACCUGCUCAUAUGUGACCUCCCAUUCUAGUUGGAUAUAGAAGCAGCAGUUGAUAAAGAAUCAUACAAGGUUAUGAUCAAGGUUAAUUGCAAAACAAAUCAAGAUUUGUAAUCAAUGUCAGUUAUUCUCGAUCAGGUAAUUACUACACAAUUUGUACACAAAUGUUAUAGAGAAUCAUGAUCCAGUAGAGUGUUUUCUUUUCUCUGUAGUUCCAACAGCCAAAGUGUGGUACUGUUGUUCUAUAUUAUGUCCCUAGUUCUUUAGGGACAUAAUAUUUUUUUAUUUUUUUUAAAUCAAUGGUAAGUUAUUGGUUACAUAGAGAGCAGAGUUUGGCGUAGAUUGAAUCAAGGCUUGAGAGUAUCUUUAUCAUUGUAACUUUUUUUUUUUUCUUUUCUCAAUUUCUUAUGUAUUAGAUGUUUACAGUGUAAGGUCUCCUGUGCGGUUUCACUUUGUUUGUAACUGUGUAUAUAUGUAUUUGACUGGUGAAAAAUGCUGCUAUGCUGACCGUGAGCCAUACGCUUAUGGGCAUAUUAACCAAUAAAUGAUCAGAAC